Messenger RNA from Nymphaea colorata (pocket water lily), 977 nucleotides. RefSeq lists its product as uncharacterized. The record is from RefSeq and is a predicted model, not a curated record. Bases 177 to 596 code for a protein of 139 amino acids. The transcript is spliced from 5 exons. Lineage: Eukaryota; Viridiplantae; Streptophyta; Magnoliopsida; Nymphaeales; Nymphaeaceae. Gene Ontology annotation, cellular component: mitochondrion; MICOS complex; mitochondrial inner membrane.
GUACACAAGAUACAGGAAAAGACAGAGAAUAAAGCACUGCAAGUUCCCGGUUUAUCCCACUUUUUCUCGGAUAUCUGCCCAUUAAUCACUAGAUUUGGCUCUCAUGGUGUCACGUAUCUUCGGACCAGUACAACAAAACCAACCUCCUGCAAGAGAGGAAGAGGGAGAGAGAGGUCAUGGGCGAAAGUAAGCAGCUGCCUUCCGCGUAUGAUCUGGGGGCUAAAUGGGACGCAUGUACGGACUUGGCGAUCCGCCGAGUUGCGUACUCUUCCCUGGCCGGCGCGUUUGGGGGCCUCCUCCUCUUCAGAAGUCCUGUAUUACGAUGGGCUUCUGUUGCUUUUGGUGCUGGCAUUGGUGUUGGAGUAGCAUAUACUGAGUGCUCGCUCAAGUUUGAUGGUUCAAAUUUUCCUGCUCCAUUGAAGAGUGCUUCUGAAUCUACAGAAUUUUCUCAAGUUGACAUGUGGAACUCAUACAGAAAUGGAACUUGUGAAAUGAGCUCAAUAGAAGAAGAGAUUCAAUACAAUCAUGUGUCACAUUCAUGGUUCCAUAUGAGAUCUUGGCUCAGGACUGACUUCAUGCCAAGUUGUGCCUUAUGACUCGACCAUAUCUGCUUUUUAUACGAGCUAAUCUUUUGCUGAUCGAGAACAUACAGCAUGAUUGAAAGUGCUGCUGCGCUGCAUUCAUCAGUGACAUCUGAAAGUUGCCACAAUUUUUGUUGCCUUUGUUACCUUUGACAUGCUGCGAGGAAUGUAAUAGUGCUUUUUUCUCUUAAUCAGAUGCCAAAAUUCUCAGGAAUCAAUACUGUAUCGUCUUUCCAGUUUUCUGUUUGACAUGGAUUGGCACAAAUAAUUGUUAAAAAAAAAAACCCCACUUUGUUACAGGGGAUACCUGCACUGCAACUCGGUGUGGAUUGUGGUCUUGUCAGAUCCUUCCCACCAUGCUCUAACAUAAUAUUAACAUUUGAAUAUGUUGCUUAA